This is a messenger RNA of Corticium candelabrum, 1981 nucleotides long. RefSeq lists its product as uncharacterized. The coding region runs from base 132 to 1955 and encodes 607 amino acids. Gene Ontology annotation, molecular function: protein binding. NCBI's taxonomy places the organism in Eukaryota, Metazoa, Porifera, Homoscleromorpha, Homosclerophorida, Plakinidae. The transcript is spliced from 5 exons. The record is from RefSeq and is a predicted model, not a curated record.
UUGAUCAUGAGACAGACGACAAUGUAUGGUGUGUUGUGAGAAGCAACUAUGUGUACCUGUCUGAUCGUCUCUGUUUCAACUCUCUUUUCACCAAUCUUCUGUAUGAACGAGGAUUUCUGUCGAGAGGUGAUAUGGACGCUCUUCGCAGCGACUUUGUCACUCAUGACGACAAGGUUCGUCGUCUACUCAUCGACGUGUUGCCGACGAGACUGCCAGAAAUGUUUCCUGUCUUCUGCGACAUCCUCAAAACAGUUGGACAGACACACAUUGUAGAAAGACUGGUGACAACGGGGAAUACCCAGGAGAUAAGGAGAAGUCCCCAAGUUGUUGAGGGACUAGGGGCUGCAACACAUGUUGGAGGGAUGGAAAUGCUGAAAGAUGAGGAGAAGAAACAGAUAGCAGUGCGACGUAAGAAGAAAAGAAGGAGAGCAGGGAAACAGAAGAAAAUUAUUUCUAUAGCAAGAGAAGAAACCGGUCGUAGUUGUGAUGGAGAUGGACCUUUACCUUCACAUUCUGCAUCUCAUGUGUUUAAACAGUCUCUAUCUCUACCAUCUGAGUCGACGUCUAAUCCUUGGCCUUCAAUUCGUACAAACUUCACUUUCCUGUCUCAACGUUUGCCUAUGAGUCCUCUCUUUAUUGGUUGUCUUUUUGAAAAGCAAUUGUUGUCAGAAGUUGAAUUUAAGAUGUUGAGUGACGACCACAUUGUUCGUGAGCUGAAAAUCCGUUUUCUUUUAGUUGACAUUUUACCCAGAAAGCCGUUUGUCGUGUUUACAUCAUUUUGUGAGAUUCUUCACUGUGUGGGUCUGUCACACAUUGCAGACAGAUUACAAGAGAAUCCCGUGGAAGUAAAACUCAUUCCAGAAGUGAGUGUCAGACGAUCAGAAAUUGAGAGUUUGCAGAAAGAAGUCGAGUUGCUAUUGGUUCAAGGGGCAGAUUUGGACAGAGAAAAGAGAGCAGCAGUUGAAGUGGAGAGACAACGAGCUGAUGAGGCUGAAGUAAAAGCGGCUAAAGUUGAGAGUGAAAGGAAGAAAGAAGAAGUGAUGAGGAAAGGAGAGCAGCUCACCAAUUUGGCAAUGCGACUAAAGUUCCUUCCAUUAGAAGAGAUCUUUGACAGUCUCCCAUCAUGGACACAGUGGAAUGUACACAUGCCUCAUGACAGUUACCCAUAUAAUAGAAUGGGAGAGAUUGAAGGCAGACUAGUGGUAGGAGGUUAUGAUGGCAAUCUGCAUGUUCUGACUUAUAAACAUGAUAAGUGGGACAAGUUUGUCAGAAAGAAUGGUCACAUUAGGAAUGUAGUGUGUCAUCAAGAUGUGUGUCUGGUGUGUGUUGAGGAUGAAGAUAAACAUCAGUGUGUGAUUGAACAAUUUCAUUUGAAUAAAGACGACAAAUGGAGAUUCCUCACGGUUGUACCAAAUGAACUGCAGUUGGGUGGUGUAUCUAUUGCUCUCCAUGACAACUCACUGUAUGUGGUGGGAGGUGGGAAUAAGUCAUGGGAGAUAGUGAACACAGCACGUGUGUGUGACCUUCACAGCGGUCAUUGGUCUAAGAUGGAUGACAUGGAGAGAAAACGUUUCGUCUGUUCUUCUGUUAUUAUAAACAACACAGUGUUUGUAGGAGGAGGAGAGACUGAUGGAUUUUACUAUAGUAACAUUGUUGAGUGUGCAGAUGUUCGUGUUAGAAAAUGGAGAACAAUCCCCUCUACAACAACAGCUAGAUCAACACUAACAUCAGUCAAUAACAAACUUGUGGGGACUGGAGGAAUGACACAACAUAUGUUUGGUUCUCCUUCUAAUAUUGUAGAAUUAUAUGAUGAGAGGUCUACCAAAUGGCUUCCUCUUCUACACAUGACACACAAACGGUGGGCACAUGCUGCAUUCUCAACUGAAAGUGGAGAACUCAUCACAGCAGGAGGGUUGGUUGCUCAAUCUUCAAUAGAAAGUGUCAAGUGUGACUGAUACUUUCCAUUUUCUUUCAAUUUCUG